ACGAGAAACGUCAUCGAAAUUUACGAAUCGUCAACAAACCGGACCCCGUUCAUCAACACACAGUCUGGAAAAUGGACUACGAGAACGAAAAAGUGAUAAAAUUUAUCUUUCCCGAUGAUUACGAAGAACUGUCCGCCCAAGACACGACCGACGUGGUCGAUUAUUUGCUCAAGCUGGGCACCUACAAGGCGGAAGACUUGAAAAAGGAAAAAGUACGCCUGCAGGACGAACAUCGGCAGAAUGUGGAGCAAACGCAGGAUCUGGCCAUCUCGCACUAUCCCACGUUCAUCCGGACGGCGGAAAGUUCGCGCGAAAUCUAUCGCGAGUUUGUCGCGACGGAAAGGAAGCUCGAUUGUUUGAGCGACAAGUGGCCCAAGUUUAUUGCCGCGUGUCAAACGUUCCAGCAGGGCUCGGCGGACAUUAAUGCGGCUCGGCGGCUGAAUUCGCUCACGCUGCUGCGCAAUGCGGAGCUGCUGGAGGUGCUCGAAAUACCGCAGCUAAUGGACAGCUGCAUACGGGAGGGCAAGUACGAGGAGGCGCUGGAGCUGUCGUCGUACGUGCAGCGGUUGAUGACGAAGCAUGGCAACAUUCCGGUAAUAGCGAGUAUUAACGAAGCGGUGGAAGCGGCCUGGCACACCAUGCUAAUGCAGCUGCUGACCCAGUUGCGCACCGAUCUGCAACUCCCCAAGUGCCUCCAGGUCGUGGGCUAUCUGCGCCGAAUGCAAGCAUUUACCGGCAGUGAGCUGAAGCUAAAGUUCCUCCAAACGCGAACCAGCUGGCUGAAGGAUGUGCUUGCCACCAUCCCGUCGGACGAUGCGCAGCUCCAUCUGACGAAAACGAUCGAAGCGACGCGGGUGCAUCUGUUCAACAUCAUCACCCAGUACCGUGCCCUGUUCCCGGACGACGAAGACACGUUCAGCCCGGUCGGCGCAACCAUGGGCAACGAGCGAAUGGCAGCGGGUGACGAGGGUAAGAUUUUCCACAGCUGGCUGCACGACCAGAUCAUGGACUUUGUGCGUACGCUCGAGCGAGAUCUCGCCUCCAACGAUCUCGUCUCGUACGACACCAUACUCGGACAGUGCAUGUACUUCGGGCUAUCGUUCAGCCGCGUUGGGAUCGAUUUCCGUGCGCUCGUGGCGCCGGUGUUUGUGCGCGUGAUUGGGAACAGAUUCCGUGCCACGAUGGCUCGUGCGACCGCCCAGUUCGAGCGGGACAUUGAGCGGUACACGCUGAUCAACAAGGUGCCGAGCAUGAUACGGCGCAACCGGCAGGAAGAUCGUACGAAUCCAGUGGACGACGCGGGCUCGGUGCAACCACCGGAGACGCUGCUUGACUUUGAGCCGCUUGCGCUGUACUGCAAUGCAUUGCUGACCAUGUUUAACGAUUUACGGCUGUGUGCACCGGUUGCCCUCGCUACCAUGGUGACGGAGCAGCUGGAGGGCUCGCUCGAGCAGGUGUGUCGCGGAAUACUGGGAUUUUACCGGCAGGAGCAGCAGGCCUUUGCACCGACCGAGCGCGAAUGCUUCAUUCGGCUCUGUUCCUGCUUUGCGUACGAUCUGCUUCCGUACCUGCAACGGUGCGUGCAUGUGCUCUUUCCACCGACCACGCUGGCGAGCCAGCUGGGCAUCAAUGUGCUGACGCUGCAGAAGCAUGGCGUAACGUACCUCCGGCAGAGGAAAAUACUGGAACCGAUCGCUUACCUGCUGCCGGACCGGAUCGAAACGGUGGUCAAGCAGGUGGCUGAGCUGAGUGUUACCGGAAAAGAAGUGUCGGAGGAGGCGGAGGAGAAGGAGGAGGAGAAGUUGAAGGAAAAGGUGCCCAGUGGUGAUACAGUUAAUGUUCCGGAAGAAGAAUAAAUAUUUAAAAGGUGAAAAGAUGGAA
Molecule: messenger RNA, 1881 nt
Organism: Anopheles coluzzii
Lineage: Eukaryota; Metazoa; Arthropoda; Insecta; Diptera; Culicidae
Gene: Cog8
Product: conserved oligomeric Golgi complex subunit 8
Exons: 3
Coding region: 72-1856 (594 amino acids)
Biological process (GO): intra-Golgi vesicle-mediated transport
Cellular component (GO): COG complex
Source: RefSeq, a predicted model, not a curated record